AAUAAAACAAACUUAUUCUUCUUAAAAUGACAAGAGAAUAAACGCCAACGUGCAAGCCUCGCGGUAUUUGGUGGUGAAUUCCCGCGAGAGUUGGCGGAUUUCGGACAGCGAAGAGGGCGAAAUGGAGAUAUGAGGUCUGAAAAGGAGCAGAGGACAGGAAGCAGGGAGAGAGGCAGCGUCGAGAUCCAGUUCAGGGAGUGUCAGAGGGAGCAGGACAACGUCGCGGUGAACCCGAAGCACAAGGAGGAGAAAAAGGAGGUAUUCACCAAGGUUGUUAUACGCCGACUGCCACCCAGUCUAUCAAAAGACCAGCUUGAGGAGCAUCUGAGUCCUCUUCCAUCUUUUGACUAUUUUGAGUUCUUCCCCGCUGAUCAGAGCUUAUAUCCGCAUCUCUUCUCAAGAGCAUACAUCAACUUCAAAAACCAAGAGGAUAUCAUUAUUUUCAGAGAUCGUUUUGAUGGCUAUGUAUUCAUUGACAAUAAAGGCCAAGAGUAUCCAGCUGUUGUAGAAUUUGCCCCAUUUCAGAAGGUUUCCAAGAAAAAGUUAAAGAAGAAAGAUGCUAAAGCAGGAACUAUUGAAGAAGACCCAGAAUACAGGCGAUUUCUGGAAAACUACUCUUGUGAUGAAGAGAAAUCCAUGGCCAACCCAGAAACACUACUGGGGGAGAUUGAAGCUAAAACCCGAGAACUUAUAGCCAAAAGGACGACACCCUUGUUGGAAUACAUCAAAAACAAGAAAUUGGAGAAACAGAGAAUAAGAGAGGAAAAAAGAGAGGAGAGGCGAAGGAGAGAACUGGAAAAGAAGCGGCAAAGGGAGGAGGAGAAGAGGAAACGCAGAGAGGAGGAGAGACGAAAGCGGAAGGAGGCUGAAAAACAGAAGAAACUGUCUGAAAAAGAGAUUAAGAUCAAGCUUUUAAAGAAGUGUGACCGAGACGAUGAUGUGGACUCAGACAGACUGAAAGAUAAAGGAGACAGUGGAGAGAUGGAAAAGAACAGAUGGGAAAAGUCAGCUGGACACACUAAGUCAAAGGAUUCAAAGGAUAACAGGAGUCAAAUCGAGAGUGACAAGGAGCAGCGGGAAGGUCACGGCCGUCGGCAGAGGGACAAAGAGCAUCGCGGCAGAGACGAGGAACGUAAACGUCAGAGGCAUCACUACGAGUUUGACAAGUUCAUGCGACGCAAGGAGGAGACCAAAUGGGGCAAAGGCUACUGCCAGGACAGGGCCAAGAAAGAACAACAUCACGGCUAUUCCUACUGUCCAGAGACCGGAGACAAACUUGGCAAAGAGGAUCGAGAAGACAUGGGCAGCAGGAAAGAACGGAUUCGCAAUAAGUCUGUGUUAGCGCAUCAGGAGAAAAGGACUUCCCAGUCUGAGGGGCCAGACCAGAUAGGAGGGGCUCUGCCAGCAAAGGACCGACCAGCAAUGCAGCUGUACCAACCUGGUGCCAGAAACCGCAAGCGCAUGGGCUCCGGGAACAAGGCCUUUGACUUCCCGCCAAUCUCUCCCGAGCACGGAGGAGAACAUUGCUACAAGACGGUCAUUGGUACAGGCUCAGAAAAGAGUGCUGAUGAGUGAAAAAAAGACCACGACAGGAAGAAGUCAUGCCAGUAUAGAAAGAACACUCAACUUCAACCUUGUUUUUUUGUCUUCUGAGUCAUCUGUGAGUAUAGUGCAUUGAAAUCAAGUGUCACAAAUGUAAAAUGAUCAGCUUCUGUACGCUUAUCGAGGAUUCACACCACUUCAUUGAGACAAAUACCUCAUUAUUUACAGAGAUCAGAUUUGUAUGCCUUUUGUAGUGCAAGGAAUUGAUUCCGUUAAACCAGAAUAUAGAUAUAUAUAGAUUUUACUGUAAAGAAAUCAAUAUGUGUUGUGAAAUCUGUAUUUUAAAUAAAUGUAAUGUGGGAUGGGGAACAGAGACAUAUUUUUUUUUCUUUAAGAAUAUAAAAAUGCUACAAUAUAUUAAUGAAACAUUUAAGCAUGUAACUCUUAAUUUCACAUUUUCACACUGUAUUGCCUUUAAACGAUGCCUCUGUUGUCCCUGUGGCAUUGUGGCUUUUCUGCUUUAAAUUCAUCUCACAACAGGAAAUAGCAGAUUUCAUAGCAUCGUUUCACAUGCGGGCCAAGAAGAACAAAAUUAUUUGUUAAAAUUGUCUUCUGUUAGGUCAGAUAAGAUGUUGUUUUGUGAUAUUUCUAACCAGUGUGCAUGUUUUUGACAAACUGCAGUCAUUCAGCGGUGGGAAGCUACGUGGGCUCACUUGCCUUACCUUUGAUUUGCACUUAAAGAUCCUGUCCGUUAUUAAAUACAAAAAUACAGGUUUUUAGAAUUAUUGUUUAGUUAGAGUCCAACAAAAAAAAGUGAAGUCUGUAGAAUACUUUAAAGAUGUGAUAUUGUAUUUGAUGGAUUGACCAUUUGUGUACAAUAAAGAUAUAUGAUUAUAUAAAGUAA
Megalobrama amblycephala (Wuchang bream) is the source of this 2446-nucleotide messenger RNA. It is a transcript of the gene upf3a, whose product is annotated as UPF3A regulator of nonsense mediated mRNA decay. The transcript is spliced from 11 exons. The record is from RefSeq and is a predicted model, not a curated record. Gene Ontology annotation, biological process: positive regulation of translation; nuclear-transcribed mRNA catabolic process, nonsense-mediated decay. Lineage: Eukaryota; Metazoa; Chordata; Actinopteri; Cypriniformes; Xenocyprididae. The coding region runs from base 130 to 1575 and encodes 481 amino acids. Gene Ontology annotation, cellular component: nucleolus; cytoplasm. Gene Ontology annotation, molecular function: telomeric repeat DNA binding.